Messenger RNA from Penicillium nucicola, 1842 nucleotides. Its product is annotated as SAP domain protein. The coding region runs from base 1 to 1842 and encodes 613 amino acids. The record is from RefSeq and is a predicted model, not a curated record. The transcript has a single exon. Lineage: Eukaryota; Fungi; Ascomycota; Eurotiomycetes; Eurotiales; Aspergillaceae.
AUGACUGAUUACUCAUCAUGGAAAGUGCCUGAGUUGAAGGCCGAGCUCAAGAAACGUGCCGUCCCUCAAACUGGGCUUCGUCUCAAACAGCAGUUCAUCGACAAAUUACUCGAGCUUGACUCACAGACAGAUCAGGGCGAGAGCAGCGAGACUGCAGCUCCGGAAGAGACCGCCGACGCACAGCCUUCUGCACCGGAACCUGCGGCGCAAGCUCCAGAGCCCGAGACAGAGCAACCCCAGAUCGAACAGCCCGAACAACCCGAACAACCCGAACAACUCGAACAACUCGAAAAGCAUGAACAGCCCGAGGAACCAGAGAAACCAAUCACAGAGAAAAACCACACACAGGCUUCAAUUGAUGUAUCUGACAAGGCCUACGAAGAGACGAAGGGAGACGAGCCGGCACAACCAGAGACCCCAGCCGAAUCGCAAAAAGUCGAAGAUGUCGUAAAGCCUAUAAAUGAAGCCCAAAACGAACAGCUUGCCUCUCCCAGCCAUGGAAAAGAGAUCCCAGACGCCUCUGAGCAGAUGCAAGUCGACGAACCACCCCAGGCGCCCCAGGACGCAAGCAAAGAAGACUCUGCGAAAGUCGAAGAAAAGUCAACCCUGUCGGCUGCCCAAACAUCAGAAGCCAAUACUGGAGUAUCAACCCCACUUCCAGCUGAAGAGGCUUUGGAAGAUACACGCAAACGCAAACGGCGCAGCCAAAGCCCCGCUCCCUCACAGGAAGAGAUUGCGAAUCGAAAGGCUCGCGCGCUGGAGGAAACCCCACAUGUUUUGAUGAAAGAAGAACAAGAGACAACUUCUCGUGAUGACGUCAAACCACUCUCAGACCGUGAGACCAAACGACCAAAUGAGGCUUCUGCAGAGGCCCAAACAGCCCACACCAAGCCAAGCGCUCGCUUCCGGGAUCUAUUUGCACCUUCCGAUGCCGUUAUUCCACCCCCCUCUGGCUCCGAAGACGUCAAGAUGGAGGAUGUUGACGUGGAACCUGCAAGACACGCUGCUACCGCUGCCCUCUACAUAGAAGGCUUGAUGCGCCCACUGCAGCCAGUCGCGCUCCGCAAACACCUCGCCAGCCUUGCAUCUGCCCCGGGCGCUUCGGAUUCGGAUUCCAUCGUUGAUUUCUAUCUCGACUCUAUCAAAACCCAUUGCUUUGUCAGUUUCACCAGCGUUGCCGCAGCCUCGCGGGUCCGGUCUGCUGUCCAUGGGACCGUAUGGCCCAACGAGCGCAACCGCAAGAGCCUCUGGGCAGACUUCAUCCCAGACGACCAGAUCAAGGAAUGGAUCCAGACAGAGGAGGCAUCCCGGGAUCGCGCUGGCCCUGCUCCUCGCUGGGAAGUGACAUACGAAACCACCGAUGACGGAACUACAGCUUCCCUGGUCGAGGCGGGUGCGAAACAGCGUCCGGCUCCUAGUCAACGGGACCCUGGCUUCAAUCGUACUCCUCCCCUAGGUCCGCGCAGCAGUCUCCCGCAGAUUGAUCGCCGUCCUUCUGAUGCCCCUGCGGCACCGUCCGCACGCCCCGGACAAGGCUUUAAGCCUUUGGACGAAAGAUUCAAGUCGACUACUGCCAAGCCCAAGCUCUACUACUUACCUGUUCCCCGCCCUAUUGCUGACAAGCGCCUGGACCGGUUUGAUGAUCUUAUUGAGAAAGGCACAUUCCCCCGCCGUGGCGGCGAUGAGAUGCGACGCAUCACUUUUGAAGAUGACGACAAAUUUGUGGACAUCGGCCCCGAAAGGUUUGGUGCCCCUGGCCCCCGACCUGGCAUGGGAGGUGGUCGUGGACGCGGUGGCCGUGGUGGCCGUGGUCGUGGACGUGGGGACUCCUGGCGUGCCUGA